GGAGCAGGCAGCUGACAGCCACUUGAGAGAGAAGCAAUGUCUAUGCAGUACCAAGAACCUGCAAACGGGAUAUGCUAGAAUAAGAGACCUUCAAGCAAACUCACCUGAAACAACACUGUUAACAGACAACUGCUAAGCUUAAAAAUGCCACUUUUUGGCUGGAUGAAAUGGUCAAAAACUGAUUCCUACAAAUCCACAAGAUGUCCUGGAUCAGAAGUAGUUACAAAAACCCUGCUGAGAGAGUUGAAAUGGCACCUGAAAGAGCGUGAAAGAUUAGUGCAAGAGAUUGAAAACGAACAAAAAGUCCAGAAACCUGGCAUGGAUUACAACUGGCUCAAGAACUACCAAAACCCUCAAGCAACAAUUCCAGCUACUGAGCAACGGCAGCUUGAAGUGCUGUGCUCUCAAAUCCAGCCCUGCCAAACAGGAACUGUUCUCAGCAGAUUUCGGGAAGUUCUGGCAGAAAAUGAUGUUUUACCGUGGGAAAUAGUCUACAUAUUCAAGCAAGUUUUAAAAGAUUUUCUUACCACCAUUGAGAGAGAAAACCAAGCAGAGCAGCUGGUAGAUGCAUGGAAUACAAACUGCCCUGAACAUUUUGGUCUGCGUGGUGACAGCUCCAACAAGUCGGACAAAGAUGAAAUCCCCACGGUCUCGAGUUAUGUCGACAAAAACACACAAAGCAUGUUUCCCACCUUCUCUCACAGAAUCUGGAAUCUACCCUACUACUACCCAUCAAGUUAA
Zonotrichia leucophrys gambelii is the source of this 741-nucleotide messenger RNA. It is a transcript of the gene RD3L, whose product is annotated as RD3 like. The coding region runs from base 145 to 741 and encodes 198 amino acids. NCBI's taxonomy places the organism in Eukaryota, Metazoa, Chordata, Aves, Passeriformes, Passerellidae. The record is from RefSeq and is a predicted model, not a curated record. The transcript has 4 exons.